CUGUGUCCCUCGGACACAGCGAAUCACCGAUCACGGAAAGAGCCGAAGAUGUCCAAUCACAGCUGAUCACAUAGGAGAGCCAGUAAUCGGCUUUCCAUGGAGGGGACAUGUACACUGAUCAUCAGGGCACUGAUGGUCAGUGUGCCCUGAUGAUCAGUGUAGCCCCAGCAGUGCCACAUGUCAGUGUCCAUCAGUGCCUUAUGUCAGUGCUCAUUAGUGCCUCAUGCCAGUGCCCAGCAGUGCCACAUCAGUACCACAUAUCAGUGCCUACCAGUGCACAUCAAUGCCACAUAUUAGUGCCCAUCUGAGCUGCCUUUCAGUGUCACCCAUCAGUGCCACUCAGUGCCACCUAUCAAUGCCAAUCAGUGCCACCUAUCAGUGCUGCCAAUCAGUGCCACCUAUCAGUGCCAAUCAGUGCCACUUAUCAGUG
Staurois parvus is the source of this 430-nucleotide messenger RNA. The record is from the annotation of a GenBank genome assembly. NCBI's taxonomy places the organism in Eukaryota, Metazoa, Chordata, Amphibia, Anura, Ranidae.